AUGGGGGACGUAUCUGGCGGCCACGAUGGCCAGCACCACGUGUCUAACAUGCUCGAGGACAAAUACAUCGGCCUCACCCUAGCCAUCGUUUCUACACUCGCAAUCGGAACCAGCUUUGUCAUCACCAAGAAGGGACUCAACGAUGCCGCAGAUAAACACGGGUUUGAAGGGGAAGGGUACGCGUAUAUGAAAACGCCGCUGUGGUGGGCAGGGAUAGGAUCGCUGGUGAUUGGCGAAGCUGCCAAUUUCGCAGCAUACGCUUUUGCGCCUGCCGUUCUCGUCACACCUCUGGGCGCGCUCAGUGUGCUUAUUGGAGCCGUUCUUGGAGCCUAUUUUCUUGGGGAAGAGUUGGGAGUAUUGGGAAAACUGGGAUGUGCCAUCUGUCUGCUUGGUAGUGCGAUUAUUGUGCUUCAUGCGCCGCCCGACGAGGAUAUUGAGACAGUGGAUCAGAUUCUGGCGUAUGCGAUUAAACCAGCGUUCAUCAUUUAUUGUCUGGCAGCGGUUGUCUUCUGCCUUGUCAUGAUCUAUAAAGUCGCCCCAGUGUACGGCAAGAAGAAUCCGCUGAUUUACAUGUCGAUUUGUUCUACUGCCGGAUCGGUGUCGGUCAUGUCGAUCAAGGGGUUUGGAAUUGCUGUCAAGCUAACUUUCGCGGGGAAUAACCAAUUCUCACACCCUUCGACGUACGUGUUUAUGGUUGUCACGGUCGUGUGCAUUCUCACGCAGAUGAAUUACUUCAAUAAGGCGCUCAGCCAGUUUUCGACCUCGAUCGUCAAUCCCUUGUACUACGUCACAUUUACCACCGCCACGUUAUGCGCAUCGUUUAUUCUGUUCCAGGGAUUCAACACGACGGACGCGACAAACACGCUCUCUCUUCUCUGCGGGUUUCUCGUCAUCUUCUCGGGGGUAUACCUGCUCAAUCUGUCGAGAGGAGAUCCAGAUGGCCAUCGCUUACUCAAUGGGAAAAUCCCCGAUGAAGAUGGGAUCCCGACCGACGCUCUAGCCGGCCUGCAGACACGACGAAGUAUGCAAGCGAGAAGAAGCCUGGAUCCGCACCGACGAAGUAGCAGCCUCACGUACAGUCCCGGUGGCAUGUUAUCGGGCGGAAGUCGACACGCGAGUGCGGAGAGUGCAGGUCUCAUGCAAAACUACGAUGUCGAGCACGGUGCUUUUGGAUUGUCGGAUCUCGUGGAGGAUCCCGAAGAGUUGGCGACGUCGAGUCGAAACGGUAGUCCCAGAGCCAGAGGCGAGCCAGUGACGAGAAUACGCGACAGGCCUCAUCAAAAGGGCCUGGAUCGGUGA
Messenger RNA from Fonsecaea nubica, 1299 nucleotides. RefSeq lists its product as hypothetical. The transcript has 2 exons. Gene Ontology annotation, molecular function: magnesium ion transmembrane transporter activity. The record is from RefSeq and is a predicted model, not a curated record. Gene Ontology annotation, cellular component: membrane. NCBI's taxonomy places the organism in Eukaryota, Fungi, Ascomycota, Eurotiomycetes, Chaetothyriales, Herpotrichiellaceae. Gene Ontology annotation, biological process: magnesium ion transport. Bases 1 to 1299 code for a protein of 432 amino acids.